CGUGUUUUUGUUUCAGUUUUGCCGUCGAAGCGAGUGGAGUUAUAUUGUGGCCGUGUGUAGCAAUAAUCGCAGUGCCUUCGGUUUUGCUUGCCUGUUUCAACUGCAGGAAUUGAGGAGUUGAAGAAUUGUGCAGUGCGCAGAUCGCUGCGAAGUUGUAUAUUUCGUGCCUUGUUUUGUAGUAAAUAGUGGAGAAAUAAAAAAAAUAAUUCGAGUCCGGGAAACUCGUAAGGCUGCCACCGUUUGUUGAUGUUUGUGGAUGAUCGGAGUUAGCCGCGCGCACAUCGGGUGGAUAGUGAGCGAGAGUGCAUACGCGCAGGGAAGAAGAAAAACGUGAAGUGGAUAGAUUCUUUUGCCUUUUCUGGACCAAAAACGGCAAACCAGUAGCGACGGCGGCCGCAGCAGCAGCUGCAGCAUCCCGUGGGAUUUUGCGAAAGCCCCAACACGGUGGGUCAAGUAGGUGCAAACUGUGAGAGGUGAACGCGGGGUGCUCUGUUGGCAUUCCGAAGGGUGGUCGCCGCGGAGGAGGAAGCGAAAACGUAUUCAAGGCUCAAGGCAAAAUAAGCAGCCUCACACAGAGUGAAGACGAUACACGCUCUAAAGAGCAAUAAUAAAAGGUUGGAAAUUUUUUUCCGUUCCAAUUUUGGGAUACACUCGGGGUGGAUGAGCGACGCGAGUGUUCGAGAGAAACAGGGCCAUCUCAAACUAGCAGUGCAAAAAAAAAAGUGGAUGCUGCGUAGUGAAGUCUUGUUGUUUUUUGUUUUCUUAUUAUUUCGUGGAAAACACGUGGAACACGAAUGAUCUGAUUUUGGAGCUCAAAAGGUAAGGCGCGGCAAAGCGGUUUCAAAGUGCACCCGGUAGAGUUUUAGUGCGAGAAGUGCGAGGAAGACGGGUGCGAGAGGGUGAAUGAAAUCAGGGGCACACAGUGAACCGAGGAACGAACGAAAAGUAUCAAAACAACUGUGCCUUAUUAGUGGACUGAUUUUUUGUAUAGUGGAACUGCAUUAGUGGCAUAUUUACUGGAGAACAAUUCGACUGUGGAGUGAUAUUUGGUUUGGAACUGCAAGCGGAAAUAGAUUCAACUUGGGCUUUUUUAGGUUCAAAUUUUAGGAUUUCAACGACUUUUUUUGCGCGCUGGCUUGACGCUACAUCGGUGAUUUUUUUCCUUCUUCUGUUCUGUUGUUUCGUUUCGUCGAGCGGAACUUGUGUAACCUGGAGGAUCUCUCUCCCCGGCCCCGGCAGUCGCGAGGUGCCAGUCAGUGUCUUCGGUGGUGUCGGUCGGUCGAUCGGUUCGAGCGGGACGCUCUCACUGUGUUGUGCGCUAUUAUGAAUCCGAUAGUCGGAGUCUUUAGCGUCGAGAGAUAACCAACCGUAAUGGUACAGAGUGAUAAAAAAUGACUUUACCGAGUGUGUGAGUAACCUAAUGGGAGCAGAAAAUGCCUUAGAGUCUGUCCUAGGCGGUGAGUGAGUGAGCUAACGAUAAAGUUGAGGGAAGCAGAUGAUGAAAUAGCUUUUUUUCGACAGGCGUUGGGUAGAAGGUGAUAAGAAAGCUAUUUCCCGGUCUCUCGCAGUGAUGGAGCAUAAAGAAUGUGAUAAUUGAGAAGAAUUUACGAGAAGUGUAGAAGAGCGAGAAGAAAAUGUGGUAUUUCAGUUUAUCUAUUUAAGUGCCUUUGGACAAUCGCAUUCGAGCGCGAUAGUGAGUGUAUGAUUCGCUGUUAGUGUCUAUAAAAUACAAACAACAGUGAAAGCCUUAUCUGGGGGGAAAGCUGAAGGAAUACCUCUCCAGAUAAAUUGAGUAAUUACCGUGCCGUGCACAACAGGUAGCUUAGCAAGAAAAUUGUCGUUCAUCACAUUCCUCUGCAGUCCUGUACAGCAUUCCCGUAGUCAUGUCAACAAAUAGUAAUAACUUAAAGCUAUCCGGAAAUGUUAUCAGUCUGACAAGUAGUAAACAGCCUCAGCUACAGAAAACCAAAUUAAAGCAGCCACCACACUCGACAAUCGCGACCACCGUACAUUCGAAUUCGUCGGCUCCCACAAGUCAACCCACAGUGAAUGGUGGAUCAAAGCCAGUUCAAAACCAGUCAGGAUUACAGAAACAAUCCGCUCAGCAAUCCCAACUGGCGGCUUCUCAUAUUCCGCCACGGUAUCAACCACCACCACAGCCACCCGGGGGCAUCUUGAAGCACAUUUCCCACAACGGUGGUGCGCCACCCCUAGCCAGAUCGUCCACAGUUCCUAGUAUAGCCUACCCGAGCGAGCUAAACGGAGUAGGUUCCCAUCAUCACGUCAAAUUCCCACCCGAAGUGCCGAAAUCGUCGGGUUUAUUCAUCCCGGAAAACCUCAAGCAUCAACUUAAUCCAUCGCGACUUGCCGUCCCUCGAUCCCAUCUCCGAUUCUCGAAUCAACAUCACCUAGCCCCAAGUAGUCAUCACCAGAAUCAACCACAACCGUCGUCCCAUCAUCUUCCUCCGCCACCUCACACGCGGCUUAGCUCCGAGUCAUCCUCCGAGGAUCAAACUACCACCAGUUCAUCCCGGUCCCUCCAGCACCAUUUGAACCCAAAGCCCUACAAGCAAACGUCCCAAACACAACCCCAAUCCCAAGGGCACAUCCAGCAGACUACUGCGAUCGUGCACCAUCAUCAGCCUCCAUCAAGUCAACAACCUCCACCAAUUCCGCCAUCGAGUUCUGCCAACAGCCGCGAACUUCAGCAACACCCAAAUCACCACCAGCAGCAGCAGCAACAACAGCAUCACCACCACCAGCAACAACAGCAGCAGCAGCAGCAGCAACAGCAGGAGAUGCUGAAGUUUGUCCGAAAGGCCGACUCGGAGACUUCAUCGACGCCGACCUCCUCCAGCGGCGGCCGGAUAUCGUCGAUCGAGCAAAAUCGACACUUUCAGAAUCUCCUCGCCGAAUUGAGAGCACUGAAAGAGGCUAACCAGCGGCUCAGCGAUGAUAACCAGGAACUGCGAGACCUGUGCUGUUUUCUGGACGACGACCGACAAAAGGGUCGGAAGUUGGCCCGAGAGUGGCAACGCUUUGGCCGGUACACUGCCAGCGUUAUGCGACAGGAGGUUUCCGCCUACCAGACCAAACUACGUCAAUUGGAUGAUAAGCAGCAGGAGCUUAUCCGGGACAAUUUGGAACUGAAGGAACUCUGCUUGUAUCUGGACGAGGAACGGACCAACACCAACCGGCCGGCCACGGUCUGUACCAACUGUGGAGCUCCACCCGGUUCAUCCAGUGCUGUUCCCCUCCGUGAUGACGGAGAUGGAAGCAGCUCAAGUACUAAUGCGGACGAAAACCUGCACCAGCUUGGCGGACAGUUCGGAAGGAAUGGACUGACGGAAAUCAACCUUCGCUCCACAUUAAGUGACCAAACCCUGCAAUACGUCCGUUCGCUCGAAUCCCGAAUACGACAGCUAGAGGAAGAACGUUGCGCUAUUCUGAAAAGCGUCCCAAUCGGUCCACAAAACGGAACCGGACCUCAGGGCAAUAAUAACAACAAUAACAACAGCAGCACCAUAAAUAACAACAACAUCAUCAACAACCACAACAACAACAGCAGCGCCAAUCAAACAACGUCUAUCAACGAUCCCAUCUCGGGCCGACCGGAGGCGGUUGUGCGAGCCCUGCAGGUUUUGGAGGUGCGCGAGCAGCUCGAACGGGAACGAAUCGGACCAAACAAGAUGCCCGAUCAGCUGGAUGACGGCGAAAAGGCGCUCGUCCGUGAGAUGUGCAAUGUGGUGUGGCGAAAGCUUGAGGAUGCUCCCAAUGCGGGCAUUGAUCAGCAUGUUUGAUCGGGAAUCCGCCGGCGUUAGCAGCGUGACGUGGCGGAAAAUAUGAUAUUGAAAUAAACAACAACAAAAAAACACAUCUAGAGCACACACGAGGCUGUUUGUGUGGUCAUCGUCAUCGUUGUCGGACCCAGUUGGACCACGCACAGAGUACAGAGAGGAGGAGAAGAUCGGCAACUCCAGCAUUCAUUCGGCUCGGUGGGAUUCGGUCCGUUUCUCUUACACUUUAUCCUCUUCUUUUUGUUUAUGUACAAAUUAAUUAUAAUGAUUCUACAGAAAGAUAAAGAAUGGGAACGUUAUGAUGAACGAGAGCAAAGAUUGCGCUGUCAAAUAGAAUCCCUUUAGCGGUUAAUUUGUACAGAGUGGUAUUGUUAAAGCAGGAUACAAAAAACAGAAAUCGAAUACAAAAAGAGGUUUCUAAAAUCUUGUAUAGAUACAACACAAUACAGUUUAACAUAUUCAAUCAAAAACAAUAAAAUAUUUAUCAUCGUUUAUCGUUAUAUUUAUACUCCAUUGGGAAAAAGAUAUAUUGUCAUGAUGCUGGAAGCAUAGACGAUGCAUAGAAUCGGACCAAACAAGCUGCUGAAUUACUAGGGUUAGGGGACAUCCGAUGGAGUGAACGGAAAUGCUUUACAUACGAUAUAGAGCGUAAGCAAUUGUAGAAAUACGUAUGGACGAGUUUUGGAGUUUAGGGUUUUCAAAUGUAGUAAACACAGAAGCAUUCUAUUUCAGCGCUAUGUAUUUGUGUAUUCUAGGAUUUCUUGUUAGUGUUGUUUUUAUAUACAUAAUUUUUAUCAUUAUUAAACGGUUGUUAUU
This is a messenger RNA of Toxorhynchites rutilus septentrionalis, 4613 nucleotides long. RefSeq names its product coiled-coil domain-containing protein 85C-A (gene Ccdc85). NCBI's taxonomy places the organism in Eukaryota, Metazoa, Arthropoda, Insecta, Diptera, Culicidae. The transcript is spliced from 5 exons. The record is from RefSeq and is a predicted model, not a curated record. Bases 1884 to 3800 code for a protein of 638 amino acids.